Cloeon dipterum is the source of this 1348-nucleotide messenger RNA. RefSeq lists its product as uncharacterized. Gene Ontology annotation, cellular component: nucleus. The transcript is spliced from 6 exons. The coding region runs from base 165 to 1163 and encodes 332 amino acids. Gene Ontology annotation, molecular function: zinc ion binding. Lineage: Eukaryota; Metazoa; Arthropoda; Insecta; Ephemeroptera; Baetidae. The record is from RefSeq and is a predicted model, not a curated record.
CCGCCACCACUUAACUUGCUGCACACCAGCUGCACACCACACCAUGCUCAUGCUUUGUUGUUUAUUCUGGUUGAGAGUGGCUGCAUGCUUCGUGUCUGAAUUCACUUCGAAGUGUCGCAUGCGAGUCUUGAUUCCAUUCCUACGGCAGGGCAUUGCAAGUCAAGAUGGCAGAUAGCGAGGCUGAGGAGUUUGAUGUUGAAUCUCAUGAAUGCCGCACUUGUGGAGAGAAAUGUACGGUUGUAAAGAAUGUGCUGCAAACGCCUUCCAUUCGCACUUGGAUCGAGAAGAGCAUGAAUAUCAAGUUUGCAGUCGAGGGCAAAUCCAAUUAUGUGUGUGACACCUGUUCCUCAUGCAUCCAGACGUGGAUUCGAUUCCGUUCAACUUUUACAAAUGGUCAGAAGAAAAUUGAAGCUGCUGAGAAAAAUGGUGAAGAUGUGGCAAUGAGCAAUCGUGAGCAGAGGAAACUUGGUGUGGCUCCCGAUUAUACAAAUGAUGAAGAGGUGGAUAAGAAGCCUGAGCUGCCUGUGCGCAUCAAAAUUGAGCCCAAAGUGGAAGCAGACCUGUUCAACACUUACGGCUACACUGGCAUCAACCUUGUUGCUCCUGUGAAAAUCAAGGAGGAGAUCAAAGAGGAGCCCACCGACUACGACUCUGGCUGUGUUAAAAAGGAACCUGACUCUGAAGGCCCCAUGUUGUCGGCUGAGCUGAUCCGAAGGCGCAUUACAAACAUCAAGCGCAAGUUCAAGCUGAUAGGACUCAGGGAGAAGAGGAAGAAGGAAAUGAAGAUGCGCAAGAAAGAGAAUAAGUGCCGCAGACCCAGUCUGCCCACCAAGCGCCCGAGGAAGUCUAAAAUGGCAGUCCCGGUCCAGUAUGAAGUCGAUGACCCUGAUGAUCCAGAGAUGAUGGAUGUGGAGAGUGUGGACUCUGCUCUGAAGGAAAACAAGAAAAAACCCAGUGCCAAGCCUAGAGGUCGCAAGAAACAGUUGCUAAGCAGCUCCCUGGAAGAGAAAAAGGCAACUCCUGCAAUAUACAAGAAGAGGAAACUGUCUGAUGCCGAUCAAGGCAAGAUCACACCAGGUCCCAAGAGGUCGAAAACCAUGCGCGACUUCUUCUCUACCAAUGAUCUGCAAACAUUCUCAUACUCGCUAAAAUGGAUUGGAUGAUGUAUUUGAGACUUAUAUGGCUCGUGACUGCGGCUAGAAAUUUUGGUUAGAUCUGUCUAUGUUAGACUGAAUCUCAUUUAUAGUACAAUUAAUGAAUAAAAAAAUAUUAACAGUUUUUAUGAGCAUAAAUCAAUCAGUGCAUGUGCAUUGUGUAAAUUUCUGUCCUAAAUAAAUGGAGAUUACGC